AUGGAAGCAGCAAGACGAGCUCUGUGCGGAGAUGAUCCAUUUAAUCCGCUUAUUACAAUCUCCACGCAGGCUGCUGGCAUUCUUGUCAUCUCUCAUUGCUUCCACCUUUUCUUGAAACAAUUCGGACAACCAGGGCCAGUAGCACAAAUAUUGGCCGGAAUUGUGCUAGGUCCGUCGUUGUUGUCCCGCAUCGACAAAGUUAAUGAAUUCUUUAUUCAGCCGUCUACUGGAGAUUAUUAUGAAGUUUUUCAAUCCAUUUUCCGCACAAUUUUUAUGUUCUUGAUAGGUCUGCAGAUGGAUAUUCCUUACAUGAGACGUAACUUGCGAAAAGCUAGCAUUAUUGCAUUUGGUGGGGUGACAAUAGGUGCCUUGUUUGGUGUUGCUGCAUUCAUUUCCCUCGUCAUUUUAUUCAAAAUAAAAGCCAAACGUUUAAAUUUUUCCACCAUCAUCAUAACACUCUUAGCAAACUCCGCCUCUCCGGUGGUUUUUCAGUUGGCGGCUGAACUGAAGUUUCUAACUUCAGAUACAGGAAGAUUGGCAGUCUGUGCUUCAUUAAUCGCUGAAAUGUCUUGCGUUCUAUGGAGGCCUAUAGUUCAUACAUACUAUUUGAAAAUCGGUUUUGGGAUUCUAUUCCUUGUAAUUACCGUGGCACUUAUAGUCGUAAACAAGUAUUUGGCUUUCUGGUGCAACCAGAGGAUCCGGAACCAAAAAUAUGUGACAAACGCAGAGUUCUUACUCUUCUUGUCCCUUUUAGUAACUGCCGCUCUUGUUAUUGAAAAAUUUUGCUACAACAGUAUAAUAUCUUGCUUUUUAUUCGGCUUAAUGUUCCCCAGGGAAGGAAAAACUACCCGGACAUUGUUGCAUAAACUAAGUUAUGCUACGUACAACUUCAUACUUCCAGUUUACUUUGGCUACAUAGGUUUUCAGCUUGAUGUUUCUUACAUGGGUAGUUUAAUACCUUUCGUCACGGUUAUCGUCAUGAUUUUAAUGUCCAUUGCAAGUAAAAUUAUUGGCACACUAGUUGCUUGCCAUUACCUCAAGAUCCCAACAGACGAGGGCAUUGUACUUGGCUUUUUACUAGAUUUGAAGGGAAAUGCCGAGCUUCAGAUCCUGAGAAAGCUGUCAAAGGAAACUUUGGUUCCGUGGGAGGAAAAUGUUCACAAUCUGGUGGUGACUGUAGUGGUGAUUAAUACGGUGAUAGCAGGAGUGGUAGUGGCUUAUAUAUUAAGGCAAAAAGAAGAGUAUUUCUCUCACAGACAUACCUCCCUUGAAUUAGGUGAACCGGAGAGGGAACUUCGAAUGCUGGUUUGUGUCUAUGGAUCUCGGCAUAUAUCAUCGAAAAUUGCGUUAAUCUCUGCUUUUAGCGAAUCCCUAAAAACACCCGUCACAGCUUACUUGAUGCACCUAGUUGAGCUCCCAAAGAAACGCACCAAGAAGAACUUGAUGUACCACCAGCUACAAGAUGGUGAUCAAUAUAGUGACAAGGAGGACUAUGGCGGAGAUGACGUUGUGGAGAUCAAUGAUGCCGUGGAUGCAUAUACCAUGGAGACCAAAGUUCUGAUCCACCAAAAGAAAGUUGUGUCUUCCUUUGAGAAAUUGCAUGAGGAUGUGUGUGAUUACAUCGAGGACUUGCGUAUUUCGAUCAUAUUUCUCACUUUUCACAAGCACCAGCGCCUUGAUGGGAAAAUGGAGAGUGGAAAGGACGGAAUGAGAACCACCAACCAUAAGGUUCUGCGACAUGCGCCGUGCUCAGUAGGGAUCUUUGUGGAUCGAGGGCAGACAGGGUUUCAACAACCUAGCCCCCAAUCUGUGCAAAAUAUAGCUACAUUGUUUUUUGGAGGUCCUGACGAUCGCGAGGCGUUAGGGUGUAGCAAAAGGAUUGCAGCCCAUCCUCACAUUCAUUUGACACUCAUCCACUUCCAACAUUCACCAUCAAGCGAACAGAUAGAGUACAGUAAUGGCACCCUCCGCCGGAAUGAUGAGAUAGUGAUGGAAAUGUCAAAUCACGAGAUUGAGGCAGAGAUUGACAAGGCUUUUGUGCAGGAUUUCUAUAACGGAUAUGUGACGUCAGGUCAAGUUGGAUAUGUGGGGAAGCAUGUGCAAAAUGGGAUGCAAACCGUAGAGGCUUUAAGAGACAUACAUGAUACUUAUUCAUUGCUCAUAGUAGGGAAGGGUGGUAGAGGACACUCAGCUUUGACAACUGGUUUGAGUGACUGGGAGGAGUGUCCGGAGCUGGGGACAGUUGGGGAUCUUCUGACUUCCUCAGAACUUAACAUCACUGGUUCUGUUUUGGUCAUUCAACAAUAUCGGCAUUCCAGAAACGACCUUAAUUAG
Messenger RNA from Dovyalis caffra, 2334 nucleotides. The record is from the annotation of a GenBank genome assembly. NCBI's taxonomy places the organism in Eukaryota, Viridiplantae, Streptophyta, Magnoliopsida, Malpighiales, Salicaceae.